Aspergillus niger is the source of this 1308-nucleotide messenger RNA. RefSeq lists its product as uncharacterized. Lineage: Eukaryota; Fungi; Ascomycota; Eurotiomycetes; Eurotiales; Aspergillaceae. Gene Ontology annotation, molecular function: serine-type endopeptidase activity. Gene Ontology annotation, biological process: proteolysis. The record is from RefSeq and is a predicted model, not a curated record. The coding region runs from base 1 to 1308 and encodes 435 amino acids. The transcript is spliced from 3 exons.
AUGGAUGUUAUAGAGUACGCUGCACCUUCGGUACAACACAUUCAUCUGCAUUGGAGUGGGAACCAGACUGUACUUUACGGCUGGGCAAGCAGUGAAAACGGAAUGCCGUUGUUGUGUAAAAAUCCGACGUCAUUACUAUCCAAGAUCACGCUGCAUGCCUACCAGCUGAGGCUUUCCUCUUUGAAGGGAAUUAUGGGAAACAGGGAGCAGAUGGAGAAGCCCCGAUCAGAUGCAUGGAUUGAGGCGAUGGAGCGUUUCCGAGGCUCCUUGAUUCGCAUGCAUGAUAAAAGUAUGCUGAGUAACACCAAGCGAGUUAAGGUGGCAUUGAUUGAUGACGGAAUUGACCUUCAAGACUUCAACACUUAUAGAUUUGCCCAAUGUACGGGCGUGAGUUACUGUUCGAGCGAUAUAAGUAACGGGGACCCGUGGUGGAAAUCCACUAAUGGGCAUGGUACCAUCAUGGCUAACAUGAUCAGCCGAAUCAAUCCGUGGGUUCAGCUUGAAGUGAUCAAAGUCCAGAGCAGCCCUUCCUACGUCCAUGGCGAUGGAGCACGCAGCAUGAGCCCUCGAAGUGCCGCCGAUGCCAUCAACGCGGCAGUAGUGCGUGGUGCCGAUAUCAUCUCUAUGUCGUGGACUAUAACAGACGUAGGGUUUCGUAUGUCUGUGUUAUCAGACAGUGCGUCCAAUGUGGAUGGCGACAAAAGGCGAGCGGAUGAGAAUGAUCUGAAGCUCCUCCAGAGUGCAAUUGACGACGCUGUUAAAGGAGAUAAACGACUCCUGAUUUGCUCCGCCGCGGAUGAUGUCCGGCUCAAUGGGGACAAUACUUUUCCCUAUAGCCAGGCUCCGGAACUCAUUCUUCGCAUGGGUUCGACGGGGCCUCAGGCGAAUCGAGACCUGGGAUCAGGUAGUGGAGGCUCUAUAACAUACUACCUGCCAGGUAACCAGGUUGCCGAGGAUCGGAGGCCUCAUUCUGCAAAGCCCGUUGUUUAUCAUAACGGAUCCUCUGUCUCGACGGCACUUGCUGCGGGCCUCGCAUCAUUGAUCAUGUAUUGUUGUCACUGCCUCCACUCGUGCCAGGCUGGUGCUGAGUAUGAAAAUUGCGCGAAAGCACUACGGAGUCAUGCAAACAUGCGUAAGGCUUUUAAUAGCAUUAACAGGUAUUUCGAGUGGAAAGACGAUGAGAAAAUCGUUCCAGUCUGGGGCCCUUUCGGUGACAAGAGCAGUAUGCUGGAUAAAGCAACUAACAGCGAAGACAAGAUCAAAGUGCUGAAAGAACUGGUUGCGUGCUUAUGCCUGGAUAUCAAGUGA